AUGAUGAACCAUCAGUAUCAUCCAACGGCCAUUGCAUUAAGUUACUCCUACGAAUUAAUUAAAGAGAUCGCUGAUUUCUUAUUGGAGCGCACCGACAUUCGUCCCAAGGUUGGCAUAAUUUGCGGUUCGGGUCUAAACUCUAUGGCCGAUCACAUCACAGACACGCAAGCUUUCGACUACAAGGACAUCCCGCAUUUUCCUGUCUCUACAGUUGAGGGUCAUGUGGGUCGCAUGAUUUUUGGCUAUCUAGAAGGCAUGCCUGUGGUGGCCAUGCAGGGUCGCUUCCACUACUACGAAGGUUAUCCGCUAGCCAAGUGUUCUAUGCCUGUGCGCGUCAUGAA
Rhagoletis pomonella (apple maggot) is the source of this 341-nucleotide messenger RNA. RefSeq names its product purine nucleoside phosphorylase-like. Gene Ontology annotation, biological process: nucleoside metabolic process. The transcript has 2 exons. Lineage: Eukaryota; Metazoa; Arthropoda; Insecta; Diptera; Tephritidae. The record is from RefSeq and is a predicted model, not a curated record. Gene Ontology annotation, cellular component: cytoplasm. Gene Ontology annotation, molecular function: purine-nucleoside phosphorylase activity. The annotation marks the transcript as partial.